Lasiosphaeria miniovina is the source of this 1065-nucleotide messenger RNA. RefSeq lists its product as uncharacterized. The transcript has a single exon. NCBI's taxonomy places the organism in Eukaryota, Fungi, Ascomycota, Sordariomycetes, Sordariales, Lasiosphaeriaceae. The record is from RefSeq and is a predicted model, not a curated record. Bases 269 to 919 code for a protein of 216 amino acids.
GAAACUCGUUUGUAUCUUUUCGCUUUAAAGAACAAUCAAAUACGCGAAACGGCCUUGAAAAUGGGGUCUUGAAUUCAAGAUCAUGGACAAUUGGGCAGUAGUAUCAACCCUCUCCAUCCUUCCCCCUGAGGGUACGCAUCCGGAUAUUCAGACACCCCCUUGAAGCACCCCAUCUCCUCCCCACAACGGAAUUACGUGACGCGCGGGCCUGGCUUUUUCGUCGUCAAGCCAAGCGGGCUGGCAGGCAUGGGGACAUGGGGCAUGUGGCAUGGCGUGCAUUGUCGAGAUGGGAAGCAAGACAGACAAGCUGUACCGUACCGCAGUGCAUCCAUCGAGGGUUGGGAUCACGCACGUGCGACGUGGCUGGCCAGUCUGCAGAGAGAGUACUGUUUACAUGGUGCAUGUACUGUGCCAAAAGCACACCGCCAGCAAUAAAAAGAAGCUGCGCUCCAACCAAGGACCGGGCAACAUGUUGCGAGACUCGAAGGCCCGAACCCCUUUACCAGACUGCUGGGACGGGCUGAUGGGCAUGAUAGGUUGUGACCGAAUGGCCCCUUUGGGGUCUCCGCAUGAAAAGGCAACUCCCAUCAAGCAGAGGUGGGAAGCACCUACUACACACCGCGCACACACAGCCCUGGAAAACAUGCGGCGCACGCCUGGAAUUAUAAAAAGAUGGGAGAAUUUGCUGAUGAAGGCGGAAACGGCAGCCGCGCGCGGUGAUAAAGAACCCUGGAAGGACCAGGGAAAGAAGAGAGCAAGGGAUCUUUUGUCCUGUGCAGUGUGCAAUAUCGAAAUAAAUGUGGCACGACGGCAGGUUGAGGAACCGUCUGAUGAACCCUGCACACGGGAGAACGUGCAGGCGCCACAUCCUCACGGACCGCAGAAAAGGAGAGCUCCCGAGUGGGUGGUUGGGGUUUGACCGAAUUGGCCCCGCCAAUGACGGCACCUGUAGCCCUUGAGUGGGUAUCUAACCCUCUCGCUAGCGUGGGUGAUUUGUCGAGGCAGACGCAGUUGCAGGAAGGAAGCGCAAAAAAAGAAAUAAUGAACAAAGUCUGCGAGUGCAUU